This is a messenger RNA of Fusarium keratoplasticum, 1920 nucleotides long. RefSeq lists its product as uncharacterized. NCBI's taxonomy places the organism in Eukaryota, Fungi, Ascomycota, Sordariomycetes, Hypocreales, Nectriaceae. Gene Ontology annotation, cellular component: nucleus. The transcript is spliced from 6 exons. Bases 1 to 1920 code for a protein of 639 amino acids. Gene Ontology annotation, molecular function: DNA-binding transcription factor activity; transcription cis-regulatory region binding. Gene Ontology annotation, biological process: positive regulation of transcription by RNA polymerase II. The record is from RefSeq and is a predicted model, not a curated record.
AUGCCCGGAGUUGCCGCAACUCACUGCCUACUAACCGUCGUAACCAAGGGCGACAACUGCGAGGGAUACCCCCUCAAGUUCUGUGGAGUUGCUAGCCGCGGGAAAUUGUCUGGCAAGCCUCACCCCUUUGCCGACACCUCUCCCAGGCCCACCAAGAAGAGACGCGUUCGGGCUCAAUCCAACGCUGGAAGCACAGAGGCUGUUGCUCCGGCCUCGACUCCCAGGGACAUUAGGCCAUCUCCCCCGGAUACAACCACAGUCACAGCCGUCUCCCCUCCUACCGGACCUACCCUCGCCAUUUCCCCUGUAGGAGCCAUCGGGGAUCCCAACCACCUGGACCAGGAUGCGACGAUAACAGUCCCCGGAGGGGCAAUUCUCCCCGAAUCCCCCGAAUUUGAUUGGUCUAGUCGCGAGGCCUUCAUGGAGAUGGCUUCGAUUCUCAGAGGGAGUGCGUUAGAGGACCAGAUUACCGGUGUCAGCCCGGCAACGAGCACACUCUCCCGCGACGAUGAACUCCUACUACCACUAGAUGCUAUCUGCGGUACUACGGAAGCAGAGGGUCAGCGGAUUCUGGUUGGAAUGAACAAGUUUUCCUUGUCCAACAGUGGGAAUGUACAGGAGGAUGCAGUCGCUGCUUCACUGGCUGCUUCCUUUUCUAGGAUUCCUUGGGCUUCCAGGAUAGCAGCCGUCAAGUUUGAUGCCCUGCCGAGUCUAUCUUCCCCGUUAGAUAAGACGCCUUUUCCUACAAAUCUGGACCAAGAUCGGGUGCAAUUUCUACUACAAUACUUUGACGAAACCGUAUGCCCAAAACUCGUCAUCGACGGAGCAGCAGCCUGGUCCAACCCUUUCCAGCAAUACCUCCUCCCAAUGUCCCUCCAGUUCUCGGGCGUCCUAUACGCCGUUCUGGGUCUCUCACUAGGCCAUCUGUCCAUCAACCACUACGACAAUCCCUUCAACGAGCAGGAAUCACUGCAGUACCGCUUUAGGGCGAUCAGGCAGGUGAUUGACUGGCUGGAAGGGUUGCAAGGCACCUCUACUGAUCCCUGUCUCGUAGAAGCUGGGCUUGCCAUAAUACUAAUCUUGUUGAUACACGAUGUCUGUGAAACUGGUGUUUCGGCAGGGGGCAUUCAUUUGAAUGGGGUCACAAGCAUCUGUCAACGAUACUCGAAACUUCUUGAGAGGUCGAUUCGCGAUAGGCCAUGCAUGAAAUUCUUAUUUGGCGCUCUGUCAUGGUUACACAUGCUUCGCUGUGUCCCAAGGAGAUAUGAAGAAUUACUCACCGACGGGGUUCAGGAACACGUCUUCCAGGAGAUGUGCCCUAGGCUUUUUGAGUGCUUCUCAGGAUGUCCGCUGGAACUCUUUCUGGCUUUCUCUCGUCUACUUAAACUCUCCAAAGAUGAAUCUUCAGCAACCUCAGAGACCUCCCCCGACAUGGAAUCCAUCCGGUCUAUUCAACAAUAUCUCACCACUUGGCGGAGAGAUGCGAGCAGUGAUGCAGCCCCUGAAGAUGGCUCAGACCACCUCGCCAACGCCUUCCGGCACGGCUUCCUCCUCCACUCGCUGAGUUUCUCAGACAAGGAUAUGACCGCUGACAACCCCGAGAUCCAAAGACACAUCCAAGAGAUCCUCAACGCGGUUUCAAAAGUCCCGACCGGCUUCAAAGGCUCAUCAAGACUGCUCUGGCCACUGUUCAUGGCUGGUACAGAGAGCUUGAUGGCGUAUCAGCAAGAUUACGUGCUUCUUCGAGUCAAGUCCAUCUUGAACGAUACAGGGUUUCGAAAUCUGGCAUCUACAACUAUCUUGGAGCAUAUUUGGAAAGAGCGUAGGAAAGGGGCGGGGAGCGGCAGGGACACGAAACUAUGGACGGACUACCUAUCAAAGAGAGACAUCAUGGAAACCCACGAUUAUCUGAUCUUUUAA